Balaenoptera musculus (blue whale) is the source of this 5043-nucleotide messenger RNA. It is a transcript of the gene RUNX1, whose product is annotated as RUNX family transcription factor 1. NCBI's taxonomy places the organism in Eukaryota, Metazoa, Chordata, Mammalia, Artiodactyla, Balaenopteridae. Gene Ontology annotation, molecular function: RNA polymerase II cis-regulatory region sequence-specific DNA binding; DNA-binding transcription factor activity, RNA polymerase II-specific; ATP binding. The record is from RefSeq and is a predicted model, not a curated record. Gene Ontology annotation, cellular component: nucleus. Gene Ontology annotation, biological process: regulation of transcription by RNA polymerase II; regulation of cell differentiation; neuron differentiation. The coding region runs from base 1737 to 2738 and encodes 333 amino acids. The transcript has 5 exons.
GCCAAUUCCAGGAGCCCGCGGCCGCGAGCCGCACCCUGGCUGAUACCGGAAAGGCCUGUGAUUGGCCGGCGGCCGCCCCUAUGCAAACGAGCUGAGGGAAUGGAAUUCCUCGGGCCGGGCUUACAGUAAAAGCACGUUCAUUUCCAGGCACUCUCAUUCAUAGAGCCAGCGGGCGCAGGCGGGACGGGCGCCCCGCGGCCUGACCCAGCCAGGGCACCACGCUGCCCGGCCCUGCGCCGGCAGGCACCUCUUCCCGGGGCUCCUGGGGACACCAGAAGAAAGUCAGUCUUUGCUGUUUCUCCUUGACCCGCGUCGGAGCUUCGAUUUUUAUUUUUAUUUUUUUUUUCUUUCUUACUUUUGAAUGAACUGGUUUCUUGGCUGGAUGGUUCAACUUCUUUCCUGGGUGUGAACUUUUCCCCGGUUGUUUCCUUUGACAACUGCUGGAGAGAGUGCGCUGUGCUUCGAGGCGAGUGGUGAAGUUGCGUGUGCGUGGCAGUGUGUGCGUGCUUGUGUAACUCGAGCCGCCCCGUCUGUUUCGAUCUGCUCUGCGGAGCCUCCUCACAAGGCCCGCUCCACCUGCUGCGGUUACGCUGUGAUCGUGGGUAUUGGCGCGUCUAAGUAGUUAACCGGCCGACGCUGGGGCGACGUUGGAGGAAGAUCGUCUCGCUACUGCCCAAGUCGGGGCUGACUCACCGCAGUCGAUGCAGACAGCGGCUGGCUUCCGAAGAGUGCGUGCCUGCGUGCGUGUGACUCGGCUGCCGUUCACCUCCCACCAAACCACAGGACCAGCCGCAAACUUAACCAACAUCCCCAAACCCGAGUUCUCAGAUGUGAAGAGCUGAACUCUAGGUGUCAUCGACUUGGACUUUUUUUUUUUUUAAGAUUAGCUUUUCUUUGAAAAGCUGAAUUUUCUGAACUGAGCAUUUUGCCAGAAUUUAUUGAAAACAUGACAAGUACUUCUCGCCCAGCCCUUCUCCAACUACUGAAGCUGAGUUUCAAGGCUACUUAAAAAGAAAAAAAAAAAAACCUGCAUUGAACAUUAAUGGAUUUCUGUUUAAAUUCUCUACAGAUUGUAUUGUAAAUAUGUUAUGAAAUAGAGCAUAUGUAUAUAUUUAUAUAUAUAUAUGUGCACGUACAUUAGAAGCAGGACCUUUGGAAGUCUCAGCUCUUGCUUUUGAGGACCGAAGCCAGUUUUGCAUGAUAAAAAGUGGCGCCGUAUUUGGAAGACACGCCUCGUGUAUUUUCUGUUGUGCUGGACUUUAGACAAAACUCACCUGGGAAAAAUCUGACAGGCAAUUAACUACUGGAACUUCCAAAUUAUGUAUUUGCUGGUCCUUUUGCUCUCCGCAUAAAUAUUUUAGGAAGUGUAUGGGAAUUUUGCCUCUGGGAACUUUGGUAACAGCCAAAGACUGAACUUAAAACUCUCAAAGCAAGACUCAGAAGAAGAUAGUCUCCCUUGGCACUUGACUUUGGAUUCUGGUCGCCCACUUUUUAAAGCACUAAGCGGUCGGUUGCUAAGAGUCCUGCCCGGGUCUGAGGCCGAUCGGCAAAACUAGAAUUUUCCCCCUCCUGGACUGUUAGUAACUUAGUCUGCCCCCUUCCCCAGCCACCCCACAGCAAUAAAGCUCCCUGAACUUGUAUGUUGGUCUCCCGGGAGCUGCUUGCUGAAGAUCUGCGCCCCUGUCGCCGUCUGGUAGGAGCUGUUUGCAGGGUCCUAACUCAAUCGGCUUGUUGUGAUGCGUAUCCCCGUAGAUGCCAGCACGAGCCGCCGCUUCACGCCGCCUUCCACCGCGCUGAGCCCGGGCAAGAUGAGCGAGGCGCUGCCGCUGGGCGCCCCGGACGCCGGCGCCGCCCUGGCCGGCAAGCUGAGGAGCGGCGACCGCAGCAUGGUGGAGGUGCUGGCCGACCACCCGGGCGAGCUGGUGCGCACCGACAGCCCCAACUUCCUGUGCUCUGUGCUGCCCACGCACUGGCGCUGCAACAAGACCCUGCCCAUCGCUUUCAAGGUGGUGGCACUGGGGGACGUUCCAGAUGGCACUCUGGUCACUGUGAUGGCAGGCAAUGACGAAAACUACUCAGCCGAACUGAGAAAUGCAACAGCGGCCAUGAAAAACCAAGUCGCGAGAUUCAAUGACCUCAGGUUUGUCGGUCGGAGUGGAAGAGGAAAGAGCUUCACUCUGACCAUCACCGUCUUCACAAACCCACCACAAGUCGCCACCUACCACAGAGCCAUCAAAAUCACAGUGGACGGACCCCGAGAACCUCGAAGACAUCGUCAGAAACUAGAUGAUCAGACCAAGCCCGGGAGCUUGUCCUUUUCCGAGCGGCUCAGUGAACUGGAGCAGCUGCGGCGCACGGCCAUGAGGGUCAGCCCACACCAUCCGGCCCCUACACCCAACCCUCGGGCCUCCUUGAACCACUCCACUGCCUUUAACCCUCAGCCUCAGAGUCAGAUGCAGGAUACAAGGCAGAUCCAGCCGUCCCCACCAUGGUCCUACGAGCAGUCCUACCAGUACCUGGGACCCAUUGCCUCUCCUUCUGUCCACCCAGCAACACCCAUCUCGCCUGGACGGGCCAGCGGCAUGACAACCCUCUCUGCAGAGCUUUCCAGUCGGCUCUCAAGUAAGCUGCUUGAAAAUACACUCUUUGAAGUCCGGCUGCAGUGCAAGGUUCUGGAGACCAGACGGGAUGCACGAAGGGGGUGGCAGUCAUUUUUGAUUGGAUACAGUUCGGUUUAAAGACAAGGCUGUCUAUCUCUAAGUCCCCCGCCCACACGCUGAUUUUCCUUGACACUCAGAGGCAGAGAUUACGUACAGAUGUGAAGGUAGAAGUGGCUUGGAAAAAGUGGACUCCUUGGGCGUUUGGGGGUGCUCACAUUUGGCAGGCACGGGUGGCAGCUGAAGGGUCAGUGACAGAAAAGGCCAAAGUAGUCAGCUUCUGGGCCUCAGAUGGGACUGAUCCAUCUUGUGGUGGCGAGCUUUCACAGGCCACGUGUACAGCGCACUGCGGCACACGUGGAGUGGGACGCACAUCUACCCCGACGGGACACCCCCAACUAAGAGCUGCUCGUAUCAGGCUUGAGGAACAGACUGGAAAGCUCAGGUGUCGUGGUUGGCAUAGUUGUUGUUAAUACGUGCUCAUUAAACCUAGUCAUUUAACCUUUGAGACCUCUGGGCUUGGCACUCACCUUUGCUUGUGGGCAGGGAAAUCAGAGUUACAGAGAAAAAUUCCUUUGUUGAAAGCAAAAAGAAGCGACUCCCUGUUUGGGGCUUUGAAAUUAGAGCUGGACCAGACUGUGAAAAUACUUCAGAGGACUUCAGCAGUAGGAAGCCUGAGAACACACUUCUGUGGAAGGGCGGCUGUUUUUGCUUUUCAGCUCCUGGAAUCAGAUUAUAGCAGAUUAGGGGCAGGCGAAGGGGCAAAGGCACUGCGUCUGCCAUUUUACGUGUGGUGUAAUGUUGUGUUUUGUGGACGACUGUGAUUAUUUGAGAUUUCCCCAAAUGCUUCAGCUUCUUCUCAGAGCUUCACAGAAUCCCUCUCAGCUUCUCAACAGCAGCAGUGCUGACACCUGGGGCCAGACAAUUGUUCACUGUCGGGGGGCAGUCCUGUGCACUGCAGGGCCUUCAUCAGUGUCUCUGGCCUCUAGAUGCCAGCAGCACCCCCAGUCAUGGCAACCAAAAAUCACCAGACGUUGCCAAAUGUCCUGAGGGCCACACUGCCCCCCAGUUCAGAACUGUCUUCUUGGGCAAGGUAGUAGAACAGGAAAGCCAACUUAGUUGCCCAGUUUCCACACUAUUUUCAGCCACUGUUGCCAAGAAUUUCAUGGCACCUGCCGGGCUAAGGAGUUAAGGGACUAGUGUAGGAAUUAUGAAGUCCAUUUAGCUUGUUGUUGUUGUAGAAGCUCUGUCCCCUCAGUACUGGUCUGCUUCCAAAGGCACUUGUCAUCUUUCAUUGUUUCUUCUUCUUGUUGGCACUGCUCUGCCCACUGGCUGUGGUCUACAUCUGAAGCAAUUACUGUUUUCCUUGGAAAUGUCCCUGCUGUGGGUCUGUCCCUUGGAAUUUAUUUCAUAAGUCUUUUGACUCGGUCAGCACCCAAGAUCAUCGGCACCUUAGAGUCCAAGAACCCUAGGGGCCAGCUGUUCUGGCUGACCAGUUCAGAUGGAAGGGUGACUUCUUUUUUUUAUAGGAAUGAGUAACAUGUGCCUUCCCAAAUCCCAUCUCACAGUUACACUUCUGAAUAGCCUGGACUUCAGUUAGCCAAGGAGCAAUGGAAGGGCAUUUUAUGGCAUGAGGGUAUGAAGGAGAUAAAAACCACAUCCCAUUUCGGCACCCAAGCAUGACCCUGCGCUGUCCUGGAGGGUGGACCCGGGAGAAUUCCAGAGGAGCUUUCACUGGUGGCAGAGCACAGCAUGGGAGACUGCUCUCCACCUUGGCAGGUCUCCCUCUGAGAAAUCGAGCCUGGAGCCCAGGCCUGAAAAGUGCUGUCAUCUCCCUGUGGGCAGGAGGGGUUUGGGAUACUUAAAAGAAAAGUGGCUGCUUUGAGAGCCUGCGCUCCUUGAACCCCACCCCCAGCUCAGCUCUGUGCUCUGCCCCUCCCCGCCCCCAGCGCCACCGGGGCUCCCUCUGGCCAGAGAGCCCUGUGCUCUGUGUCUGUCUCUUACUUUUGCAGACAGACUCCACACCUUGUCUGAAAAGAGUUGUCAUCCGGAGGUUUGCUUUUCUUUUUUUUAAAUAAUGUUUAGCUGCCAACCUGGGCGACAGACAGCAUGCAUUAAUCUGAGUCAUGCAAGAUCCUUUUAAGGCAGCCAUUAUCUGCUCAGGCUGUUUAAUCCUUCGGGGGCAGUGGGAGGGGCCCAGAGUAGGGCUGCUUUCAUCCCCAACAAGCUGCAGAAUGAAGACUUGAGCUGUCAUGGCAAAUAUUUAGCUCCAUCGGUGGGGAAACAUUUCCAACUAAAAUACCUGUACCGCCUAAUCCCCAGAUUUCCUACUCUUUAAAAGCUCCCUGUGAGUAUCAGGGGUCCCCACCUCUGCCCACACUGCUAC